ACUGUAUUUUCAUUAUUUCAUCGCACAAAAAUUAAUUCCAAAAUCCGACUGAUAAUGUGAAAUCACUUUUUUUUUUCGCCGUGAUGCUCAAAAACAUUGCGGCAGUAGUUGUUUUUGUAGCGUCUCUCCUGUUUAAGCCCCCACGCCGUAAGUCGGGCAGUUGGUACAGUCCAGUGUCCUCUGUUGAUAGGAGAGCUAAAGGCCGCAGCUCGAAGUCACAACAAGGAACCAUGGUCAACUUUAUCUCACUAGCGCGUGACCACUGGGUGAACAUAUUGGUGCCCAUGGGUUUUGUGAUCGGGUGGUACCUCGACAAACAACAGGACCAGAAGUUGACAGCAUUCAGGAACAAAAGUAUUUUGUUCAGCAGGGAACUGAAGCCUGGUGAGGAAGUUACCUGGAAGUAGACGACUCCUGUGUCCUGUGGUGUGAAUGACUGAUGUGUGCCCCUCAAAUCAGAUUAUUUAAGAAGACUCCUAUACCUCUGCUUUUGGGUUAUUUCAAACAGUCAUCUGAAAUCUUUUUGAGUUGUAUCAACCAAUAAUAAAACAUGCCCUUUCUCAUCAAA
Messenger RNA from Paralichthys olivaceus (Japanese flounder), 568 nucleotides. The record is from RefSeq and is a predicted model, not a curated record. Lineage: Eukaryota; Metazoa; Chordata; Actinopteri; Pleuronectiformes; Paralichthyidae.